AUGGAUCAAAAUAUUGAAGAAGAAGAAUAGGGAAGAAAUGCUUAAUAGAGGGUACAAAAUGAUUAAUAGUCGUAGUCUUAUUCAAGAGUGGAUGCAUCUUCUCCAAAUAAGAAAAAUAGUCAAGGUGAAUUAGAUAUGGGAACAAGAACAGUAACUCAUAGAAAAUCUGUUAUUAUGGGAGCCAAAAGCAGUAGAACAAGUUAAGAGAGCAAUCGUGGAUUUAGAGUAAUAAAGAAUAAUUUAUGUAGCAUAAAGUUGAGAUCUUUUUGGAGAGCUUUAAUUAUAUGAUCUUUAUGACAAUUGUAACAGUGUAUGCAUUAUUUGGAGAUGAUGUUCGAGUGUUGGCUACAGAUAAGGUAUUUUAAUCAAUAAUCAGGAUGGUGAUGAAGUAUUUUGGGUAAUUACCACAAUUUGUAUGAGUCUCUUUUUUAUUGAAAUUGUGCUUGCCUCUAGUUGUAAAGUAUAAAUAUUGGCAAUAAAAUAAGGAUGGAUAUUUUAUUGGUUUCUUCUUUUGGUUGGAUUUGUUGUCAACAGUUUCAAUGCUAUUAGACAUCGGAUGGGUUAGUAAUGCAAUAUUUGGGACAAGUGGAGGAGCAGCAUUGAGUGCAGUUUCAUUGGCGAGGUUCGAUAUAGUAAAAUAUUAUUGGUAGAGCUGGAAGAGCAUCUAGAGUAGGAACGCGAGCUGGAAGAAUAGUAAGAGUAGUAAGAUUGGUGAGACUGUCAAAAUUAUAUAAACAUGCAAAAUAGUCAUUGGAAAAGGAAGCAGAGAAGUUGUUGGCAGAAGAAAUGAAAGAAGAGAAUUUAAUGGAAAAUAACAAUUAAGAUUAAGAACCUUAAAGACAAGAAUAACCAAAUGAUGCAGCAUCCUCUUAAAGAUCAGUUGAAUCAUCUGAAAGAAAUGUUAAACAUUCUGGAAUGAGUGUUGUACAAUAGUAACCAGUUUAGUAGGUUCUUUAAUAAAGAACUUCUAUUGUAAUGUUUAAUGGGGCAUCUAAUAAUAAUUAAAUCAGCCAAGAAAAUGAACAAAGGUUUUAAAGAAGAUAAACCAGAAAAAUAGUUAUGUCUGGUCAAAUUCAAUCACUUACAACUAUUUAAAAAAGAAAAUCCGUUAUUAUGCAAUCUCCAAAUAAAUCAUCGCAUCCUCAUUAGUCAGAUGAAGGAGAAAUACGUGAAACCAAUAUAGGAAAAGAAUUGACUGAAUUAACUAACAAGAGAGUCAUUACUAUCGUCAUGCUCAUAUUGUUUAGUGUACCUAUAUUGAAUCUCAGCACUUACGUUGACUAAAAUGUAAGCUUCACCACUGGGUUAUAAGCAAUAUAGUUUUGGGCUAAAGACCCUGAAAUUUAUGAUUAUCUUAUUAAAGACUUUGUCACGUAUCAUGAACCUUUAAGAACUGGAUUAGUAUUUUUUCAAAUUAAUUCUACGAUAUUCUAUCCAAAUGAUGAUCCUUAUUAAUAUGAAGAUUACAGAACGAAUUCACUGUAAUAUUAUACAACAACAGAUUCUGAAGGCAAGGAUGCUGUAUCUAUAUGUUCUACAGUUACAGAUGAUGAAUUGAAUGCUAUUUUAUCAAUUAUCAGAACAAUCUUUGUUUCUAUAGUUCUUUCUGUAGCAGCAGUGUUGUUUAGCAGGGAUGUCUAAGAAUUGAUUUUAACACCUGUGGAGAAAAUGUUGGAAACAGUUAAGAAAAUAGCAGAAAAUCCUUUAGUCGCAGCAUAAGAAGAAGAAAAUAAGGCAUUUAUAUAAAUGAUUGAAAAUGGUGAAAUGAAAGCAUUAGAGGACUAGGAAGAUGAGAAAUUGGAAACAGUUAUCCUGUAGAAAUUAAUUGUUAAGAUUGGAACCUUAUUGGCAUUAGGAUUUGGAGAAGCUGGAUCUUAAAUUAUAGCUUAAAACAUGGGUGCUAAUGCGUCAAUUAAUCCUAUGUUGCCUGGCAAAAAGGUUAUGGCCAUUUUUGGAUUCUGCGAUAUUAGAAACUUUACAGAUGCCACAGAAGUUCUAUAAUAAGAUGUAAUGGUAUUCGUGAAUGAAAUAGCAGAGAUCGUCCAUGGAGUUGUAGAUUAAUUUUCAGGAAGUGCAAAUAAAAACAUAGGUGAUGCAUUUCUUUUAGUUUGGAAAUUUGCUGAAAAUGAUUAUUAUUAGGAUAAGGAUGGCAACUUGAGUUUAAAAUCAUAUGAACAUAUUGCUUAAAUAGCUGAUAUGUCCAUUUUAUCAUUUGUUACUAUUAUUACCAAUGUUACACUUUCGUAAAAGUUAUAAAAGUAUAAAUAACAUGAGGGACUGAAUAACAGAAUCCCUAAUUAUUCGGUUAAAAUGGGAUUUGGAUUACAUGUUGGAUGGGCUAUAGAAGGAGCAAUUGGAUCAGAAUAUAAAAUAGAUGCAUCUUAUUUGAGUCCAAAUGUUAAUAUGGCAUCAAGAUUAGAGGCAGCCACUAAACAAUUUGGAUCAAUGAUACUCAUUUCAGGACAAUUAAGAAAUGUAACUACUAAGGUGACCCAAAAGAAUCUAAGACAUAUUGAUAGGGUAACGGUCAAAGGUAGUAUUGAACCUAUGGAUAUAUAUACGGUGGAUUUAAACGUUGAGUCUUUAAUUAGAAAAGUCCAUAAAAAGAAAACUGUUGUGGAUUUCAAUAGGAAGGAAAAAUAGAAACAAGCUCAUCUGACGGAAUCAGAAAUAUCUAAAUAAAAAAAAAAGCAGAAGGUCUUGAGAAGAAUGAAAAGAGACAAGUUAAAGUAGGCUGUAUUAAAGAAUCAUGUGGCAAUAUCAGAAACUUGGAUUAAGGACAACAACAUUAAACAAUCUCGUGCUCUGUUUAAUAAAGUAAAUAUCCAAAUUUAAUCUAGGAAUUUUAUCAUAAAUGGGAUAAAGGGUUUUCAUGUUACCUAUCUGGAGAUUGGGAUUAGGCAAAAGCUAUUUUUGAAGAAACUUUAGUAUUUAGUUUAUAUUAAAAUCAUAGAAUUUUUUACCAAACUACAAAGACGGUCCAAGCAAUACUCUAUUAAGAGUCAUUAAAGAAGAGCCAUACUUAAGAAACAAUUGGAAAGGCUAUAGGGAGCUAACAGAAAAAUGA
Paramecium octaurelia is the source of this 3067-nucleotide messenger RNA. The record is from the annotation of a GenBank genome assembly. Lineage: Eukaryota; Ciliophora; Oligohymenophorea; Peniculida; Parameciidae.